This is a messenger RNA of Branchiostoma floridae (Florida lancelet), 6907 nucleotides long. RefSeq names its product tyrosine-protein phosphatase non-receptor type 4-like. The transcript is spliced from 32 exons. Gene Ontology annotation, cellular component: cytoplasm; cytoskeleton; cytoplasmic side of plasma membrane. NCBI's taxonomy places the organism in Eukaryota, Metazoa, Chordata, Leptocardii, Amphioxiformes, Branchiostomatidae. The record is from RefSeq and is a predicted model, not a curated record. Gene Ontology annotation, biological process: protein dephosphorylation. Gene Ontology annotation, molecular function: cytoskeletal protein binding; protein tyrosine phosphatase activity. The coding region runs from base 464 to 3562 and encodes 1032 amino acids.
GUCACAGUCGUGUAGUUGACGUAACUGUCAAUCACUGGCUUGUAAAACUGGGAGUGGCCUUGUCUAAUCACCUGCCUUCACACCUCUGUUACUCAACACCCCGACCACAAACUGUGACGUCAAGGGAGUUCCUCUCUAUACACAUCACUUCCUAACCUUCCUGGGCUCGGUGUGCGCGACGUUGGACUUGUCUGGUGCAGGGGUUGUAGUGCUGCUUGCCUCUCUGACGGCUCUUUUGUAGGGCGGCAUACAUUUGACCCAUUUCCAUGCUGGGAUCAGAAUUCAUUAGAAUCUGUAAUUGAAUUGCUGGAGGGGCAGACCUAGCGUGACUGAUAAGGGAAGGGUGACUCCAUUCUCCCGGCCAGCUUGUCUCACUCUCUCGCACAAAACGCGGGUAAUCGAACGCGUUAUUGGACGGCAGAACCAGCUGGGUACCGACCGGGGCCCGCGGACGCUUCUGGACAUGCCUGCAGCACGAUACACGGAGGAUAGCUCGGAGGGAAAGCCCGAGUGUGGCAAGGAGAGAACGCCAUUGUUUGAGCAUGAAAGUGACAACAAUGAAGCCAGCAGUGUCAGCGAGGAGAGCGAGCGGGAAGAGGGCAUUGUUAUGUCUCGGAGGAACAUGUUCGGCUCCUCCAGCGGGACGUAUAACGUGCGAGCCUCAGAGAUCGCGCGGGACAAGCACCGCCCCGAGGUGCAGUGCCAGGUCUACAUGCUGGACGACACAGUGCAGACCUUCAAAGUCUUCAAGAAAGACAAGGGCGGAGUGCUGUUAGACAAGGUGUUUAAGUACCUGGACUUGGUGGAGAGGGACUACUUCUGUCUGAUGUUCCAGGAUGACAUUCCAGAACAAAUGAGAUGGCUUGACGCCCACAAACCCAUCAGAAAGCAGAUCAGAACGGGGUCCCCCUACAGUCUGUACUUCAGAGUAAAGUUCUAUGCAACAGACCCUAGCAAACUUCAAGAAGAGUACACAAGGUACCAUUUCUUCCUACAACUGAAGAAGGACAUCCUUGAAGGAAGAUUACCGUGCUCUCCACACACAGCUUCCUUGUUGGCAUCCUACGCUGCGCAAUCUGAACUUGGUGAUUACGACCCAUCAGAACACCUGCCCGGCUACCUGCAGGAGUUCAGAUUCGUGCCCAACCAGUCCCCAGAGUUUGAGAGGGAGGUGGAAGAACUACACAAAAGACAUGUAGGUCAGCCCCCAUCGGAGGCAGAGUUCAACUACCUUGACCGGGCCAAGAGGCUGGAGUUCUACGGAGUUGACCUUCACUAUGCUCGGGUAAGACACAGAAGUCUUACAAACAUGGUAACGUUCCAACAGUACAACCAUAGCCUCUCGGACCAAAGUAACCUGGAGAUCCAGCUGGGGGUGACGGCAGCAGGCAUCAGUAUUUAUCAAAAUGGGGUCAAGAUUAACACAUUUUCAUGGGACAGUGCCAGCAGUUCGAUCUCACCCCAUACCAGACACAUGGCCAAAAUUGUCAAGAUUUCAUUCAAGAGAAAACAGUUCUUUCUCCAGCUACGAAAAGAACCGAGCGAUGAUAGAGAAAAUGCCAUCGGCUUUAACCUGGCGAACUACCGUGCCUGUAAGAACCUGUGGAAGUCCUGCGUGGAGCACCACACCUUCUUCCGCCUGGACACGCCCAAGCUGCCUUCCCGACGAAACAUGCUCACGCUCUUCAAACUAGGCUCCAAGUACAGAUAUAGAGGUCUCUUCCGUAUGUUCAAGUUGGGGUCCAAGUAUAGAUAUAGUGGCAGAACGGAACGACAAACAAUAGAACUUGGCAAAGAAGAAGGGAACAGAAACAGACAAUUUAACAGGAAUCCUUUCUUCAGGACUCCCAGCAAGAGGUACGCCAGAAGAACCAUCGGCGGGAUCACCAGGGACGUCAUCAAGGACGAGAUCCGGAAUGAAGAGAUCCGCCGCUCGCUCGUGCACCAGUCCCAAUCCAUGUCUGCCCCAGGGCUGAGAAAUAUUAAUGGAUCUGCUGAACUGCUGGAAAGAAGACCGCCGUCCAUGUCCUCACCCACCAAGGAGAUCCCCAUCAGGAGGGCGUGGUCAGACGGCCACCAAUCAGAGGAAGAUGAGGGAGGUUUCUCGCCAGACUACAUUACGCGGGGAAAACAGUUCAAGGCCUACAGCGAAGACGGUAGCUUCACAGAGAAGUCAUAUGAAGUUCUACCGUCUUACAAUGAAAACUUGCCGAAUGGGAACUUGGUCGCAGACAACAGCAUUGUUCUCAUCAGGAUGAAACCAGAUGAACAUGGAAGGUUCGGCUUCAAUGUCAAGGGUGGAGCAGACCAGAAUAUGCCUAUCAUUGUGUCCAGAGUAGCUCCCGGCACUCCAGUAAGUAACGCAAAUGCAGACAAAUGUGUCCCGCGGCUGAACGAGGGCGACCAGGUUCUCCUGAUCAACGGGCGCGACGUUUCGCAGCACACGCACGAGCAGGUGGUGAUGUUCAUCCGCUCCACGCGGGAGUCCCACACGGGAGAACUGGAGUUAACAGUCAGACCAAACGCUGAUGACUGUCACUCGGGGUGUCCAGAAGAAGAAGAAUUUGUAAAUCACUGGCUUGACCAUGUGUACAUCCCCGAUGGUGUAGAGGAGGAACCAGACUUUAUGUACACCCCAGAUAACCUGAACCCCCCACGACCUCCCAUCACGUCUGAUGAUGCCCUGAAGGAGUCCAUGGUACUGGUGGAGGAGGGGCUGAAAACUGGAGCAUCGCUCUUACAGUUCGAUCAAUUGUUUAGGAAGAAACCUGGUAUGACCUGUAACGCCUCCAGAAUACCUGAGAACAUCUGUAAAAAUAGGUAUCGAGACAUCUCGCCAUAUGAUGAGACGAGAGUCACAAUACGGAGUGCCCAGGACUACAUCAACGCUAACUCUGUAAAUAUGGAGAUCCCCAGGAUGGGCAUAGUAAACCGGUAUGUGGCAGCCCAGGGGCCUCUGCCCAACACUAGUGGGGACUUCUGGCAGAUGUGCUGGGAACAGCAGUGCACGCUCAUCUGUAUGCUGACUACACAAGUGGAGAGAGGAAGGGUGAAGUGCCACCAGUACUGGCCAGACCUGCACCAGACCAUCCAGUUUGGUGGGCUCCAGAUCUGCUGUGUUACAGAGGAGACAACGCCCUCAUUUGCCUUUAGAGACUUCAGUAUGAUCAACCUUAAUACUGACGAGGAGAGGAGAGUGGUACAGAUGCAGUACCUGGCCUGGCCAGACCACGGCGUUCCUGACGACUCCACAGAGUUCCUGGACUUCGUGUUCAGGGUCAGACAGCAGAGAGUCGGCAUGGUGGAGCCGACUCUGGUGCACUGCAGUGCUGGGAUCGGCAGAACGGGCGUGCUCAUCACCAUGGAGACGGCCAUGUGUCUGAUUGAGUGCAAUGAGCCGGUGUACCCUCUAGACAUCGUCAGAACCAUGAGGGAACAGAGAGCCAUGAUGAUACAGACUCCUGCACAGUACAAGUUUGUAUGCGAAGCAAUCAUGAGAGUAUACAAAGAGGGAAUUGUGAAACCACUGGCUGAGUUCAAGUCCCCAUUCAACCACAAGUGACAUCAUGCUCCCAUCAGUUCCUGUACACUUUCCUUUGGCAAUCCUACCCACAUCGAACGGAGAUGAUCUCUUCAAGUUGUACAUAUUUUUAAUCAAGACAUUUAAUCUAUGCAUUUUUUGGUCACAAGUUCCUACAGGAUGUAGGGGAGUAACAAGUAUUAUGCUUACGUAGAAAGUUUUGUGGAAAACUGGAAGAACUGUAUCAAUUAUGUAGCAAAUUUCAUUGUAAUUUCUAGCCACAAUUGUACUCUCACUUCAUUUGAGCAACAUUUGUUCAAAGUUACAAGAUGAAAAGUAGUAGUGGUAGUUUUUUAAUGUUAUGAUUGCUGGUCUUUCCUAUGGGAUGCUCCGUGUGAUUUCAAGUACAUGUACAGUAAAUUUUCAGUCUUAUAACUCCACAGAGACUGUGGCAUGGGGUUUUAUUCUGAACAAAUCAAGGCUUGAAGCACAGCCUCUUCUUUGAAUUUAGACACAGGGAAAUUCAUGUGCUUUCUCUUUUCCAUGGCAAUGUGAUAGUUUGCUUAUGGAGACUUUCAAGCUUGGCCAGGUCAAAUUUAAUGUUGCAAUUGUGACACAAAUCAGAAAUGCGCCUGAGCAAUUUUUUAAAAAUUGCAAAAUAGUUUAAUGCUUGGGCAACUUUCACUUAACAUUCUUCAAUGUAGUUUGCCUGUCUUUUCUUAGAUUCAAUUUGUACAUAUUUUUGUAUCAUUUGUUUGCAUUCCAGUAGGGUUUUAGGUACUUACAGAAAACAACUGCUGUAUGUGGUUUAAGCAAGAAUGUAGAGUUACUUAGCUGCUAGCACUUGUGUCAGAUGAUCAAAUCUGUACAUAUUACGGCAUUAUGAUAAUUUCGUGAGGAAAGGAAUAGACAGAUGCAGGUAACAGUUGAACACGUAAUGUCAAAUGCUUCCAUGCAAGAGUGUUGCAAGCGGUUGACAUGAUAUUCAAAGGAGUACACUACAAAACUGACAUGCAGACAUUGAUUAUAUACGUGACAGACCAGAUAACUUAAGUGCAGAGUGUUACAAGUUCAGGUUUCAGUUCAUUUCUGUAGGCAUAGUUGCAUAAUUUUACACCCAUUCAUACACUUUUGUGUUUUGGAGCUAAUUUUUGGUUAUGUUCGUGUGCCUUUGUUUAGUUUCAGUAUCCCACACAAAAUAUUUGCCUUGACAUUUCUACAUCAUAUUUUCUUGUUAUUUGAGUUAUAUUUGAUAACAGUACACUGGUAAAGUACAUGGUUGCUUUAGAUUCUAGUUUUGUUACACAGUUGUGUACAUUGUUUCCAUCUAUCCAUCCCCUCUACAUUACAUGAUAGUUAUAAUAUGCAGAUUAAGUAAACUUUACUUUGGGAACAGUUAGAGUGCAGCUGCUGGUCAGUUAGACACAUGCAAUUGUAGAGAAAAUAUGAUCUGUUAGAAUUUUUCCUGCAAGUAGGCUUAAUAAGUAGAAACAGUGAUGCUGGUACAUGCUUGAUAUGCGCAUAUUGAUCACAUUCCAAACACUUCUGAAAUUAGCGCAGGAUAUUUGAUGCACUUGAAAACCCCUCAAGUCACUUAAGACACUCUAGAAGGGGAAUUGAGAGAAAAUUCUAGAGUCGAGGUAUUUGCCACUAUCAUUCAAGGACGUUUUGCCAGAUUUUAAAAUCAGUGACUGUUUGUGCUAAUUCAAACAAUAUUUAAUUCCUGUACUUUCUGUUGAAGCUAGAAAAUUCUAGAGUCGAGCUAUUUGCCACUAUCAAUCAAGGACGUUGUUCCGAUUUUAAAAUCAGUGUCUGUUUGUGCUAAUUUGAACAAUAUUUAAUUCCUGUCCUUUCUGUUGGAUAUGCCAGGGGGGUUAACUUGCAGAUUUUUAGACAGCUAUUGCAAAGCACAUUCAUGUCCCCCUAUGGCAUCCCUAUAGCAUUACAGUGAAUGGGAUGAUUUUGAAUAGGAUUUCUGAGUAAAGCAGAGAUCUACGACAUAUAUGUAGUGGUAAUGCCUUGUAUUUUCUAUCAACUGAAAGCCCAUGAAGACCAUUUUCACAGAACAAAACAUGGUUCACAUUUUAAAGCGUUACAGCAAGAAUCACAACAUUUUACCCUCAUGUAAGGAUUUUUAAAGCCAGCAUUGCUGGAUACAGUUAAACAUACCGUAGUAGAAACUGUAUGUGUGCAUUUGCAAACAUUGGGUGCCAUAUGAAACAUUUAUUGUCGGUAAGGUACUGUAGACUAAGCGUAGUACUUGAGUUGAAGACCAUGACAUUUUAUGUACCCUUCUGAAGUGCACGGUUUCUACAGUAGUUGCCUUCCUCUGAUGUGUUUGUUGAAUAUGAGAGUGUAGAUAAUACAAAAUGGUUGCUAAAUAUAGCAUGGUGUCAGUUACAUGUACAUGUACAUAUCGUAUUGUCCACAUGCCUGUCAAAGUUUUGUGUAUUUGCUGUUGUGCAGUUCAUAGCUAGAAAUGCCACAUGGUCUACAAUAUACCACAGGGUUUUCUUUGUAGUGUUUUUUUUUUCAGAGAAGGAGAUGGUCUAGAACAAUUGUUUACUGGGAAGUACUCUAGGAUGAAGAUGUACAUGUAAGCUCAAAUGUGCCAUGUCAUUUAUUUAGGAUUGUGAGAUGUCAAGUGCUUUCCCAAGUUGUACCUUUUUAAAGGUCUUUGUAGGGGAUAACCUAAGAGUUGGCCCUUGCAUACUGUAGGGACAAUUCAUUAAAGUUAGGGGGGUGUGAUGUUAAAAAAAACAUGGUUGAUGAAACUUUUGCUGUAACAGGGAACAACUGUGCUAAAUCUGAAAGACAAGAUUUGCACCAAUUUUUCACAUCCGCUCCCCAACAAGCACUUAUCCACCCCUUUGUACAGAAUGUUUGGUAUCUAAAUGAUGGGAUGCGAAAGAUUGGCAAAAAAAGUGUGAAUAUUUUGAAGAAAAUGAUAAUCAUAUUUUGUAUGCUUUCUGUGGUGAAAUUCUGAACUUGUAGAUUUCAAAAUUUUUUACUACAUCUCCAUUCAGCUUGUACCAGUACUAUUCCCCAUGGUGAUGACAAAAGCAGCAUUAUGUUAACUGGAGGUUCAGCAUUAUGUUUCUGAGAUUUUCAACCUCCUUGUUUGACAUUGGCCACUUCUCGGCCAUAGGAAUACCCUUUAUACAGAUUCACAUUCCUUUCAACAUUAGUGGUUUAAACAUAGUGCUAUUUACGAAUGGUGCAAGCUUUGUGGAAUGUACCAGGACUCUAGCCUUGUUCCUAUAGCCAUAGUCUCACUGGCUCUAUGCGUCAGUGUCUUAUUGUGGUUUUAAUACACAAAGACGAUGUAGACAACAAAGAAAUGAUCCAUGUGCUUUCGUGGUGACCAAAAUUCAUAGUAAAAUAACA